This is a messenger RNA of Parasteatoda tepidariorum (common house spider), 2192 nucleotides long. Its product is annotated as carbohydrate sulfotransferase 1-like. The record is from RefSeq and is a predicted model, not a curated record. NCBI's taxonomy places the organism in Eukaryota, Metazoa, Arthropoda, Arachnida, Araneae, Theridiidae. Gene Ontology annotation, molecular function: N-acetylglucosamine 6-O-sulfotransferase activity. Gene Ontology annotation, biological process: sulfur compound metabolic process; N-acetylglucosamine metabolic process.
CGCAUAGGUAGCAGCCACUAUUCAAAGCACGGCGGCGAAAGAGACUCGCCGCAGAACGCGGAGUUUCUCGCCGCUUUGUAUCUUCUUCUCAUUGUACAGAUUUGACUCAUCGCCAAAGAAAGGAUCAUGGCUGGGAAUUCAUCUUAUACUGUUUUCAACAUUAUUUCUGAGGUUGCUAUCAGCUGGGCUUAAUUUUAUUGAAUCGUGGAAGUUAAAAAUUCAUAAAUGGGCUGGCUGCAAAGUAACAGAUCAAAAUUUGGCCAUAGAAUUUUAAUGAUAAUAAUGGGAUGCACUGCAUUGUUUGGGAUUAGCUAUCUUUCUUCCAAUGUUGGACGCCAGCCACGUUUUCCGCACCCGAUAAAUUGCCCAACUGAACUAAGAACAUGGAUGAAAACAGCAAGACUUCCUAAACUCCACGUUCUUCUGCUGUCAUAUCCUAGAAGUGGAUCUUCCUUUCUUGGUGAUUUGCUCCAAAGCUAUAGUGGAGCAUUUUAUCAUUUUGAACCACUCCACUAUUUUGGAAAUGUUGUUGCUCAUAAUCAACUGGACUCAGCUAGGAAAUUAAUGCAUGAUUUAUUUACAUGUGAUUAUAGUGAUUGGGGGUCAUUUCCAGAAUGGGCAUGGUUCAACAGUGAUUAUUUAACAUUCAGAAGAAAUAAACGAUACUGGCAAAUGUGCACGCAUAAAGACAGCUCACGUAUGUUGUGUUAUAACGUCUGUUACCUCGCAGUAGCGUGUCGUAACUCACCAGUCCAAAUUAUAAAAACUAUUCGAAUGGCUGCUUCUGAAGCAGGAAAACUUUUACAAGAAUACAAAGAUCUGAAUUUAAAAAUUGUCCAUUUGGUAAGAGAUCCAAGAGGUACAAUGAAUUCAAGACAGCAUAAAGAUAUUGCUGCAUGGUGUGGAAAGUACAAGGCGUGUGCAUCGCCACAAACUUUCUGUGAACUGGUUAAUGAUGACCUAAAACAUGCUUGCGAACUACAAAAGCGGUUCCCUGAUAGGUAUACCUUAAUUCGAUACGAAGAUCUAGCUCUUGACCCACCUCAAGCUACGGAAAAACUUUUUAAAUUUUUGGACAUAGGUCCUGUACCCAGUGAAGUUGCUCAGUUCUUAGAAACCCACACUCAAGGUGGACCUUACGUCAGUACUACGUCAUUUCUCCAACCUCCAUACAGAACUGUAAGAAAUUCUACGCAAGCGGCUUUAGAAUGGUGCCGCAAAAUGAAAUUAAAGGACAUUCAAAAAGUUCAACAAAAAUGUCAGGUUGUUUUAGAAAAAUUAGCUUAUAAAACAGUAAAUAGUACACUAAAUUUAAGCGUAGAAAAUAUCUUAGGAAAUAAACCACAAUUUUGCGCAUCAUCUUAAAAUAAUGACAGUGAUUUCAUUAUUGAUUUUUCAUCAUAAUGAGCAACUUGAUUCGUUGCGCAAUGGAGCCAGUACACUAGCUUGUGGAACAUAAUGUUCGAAGGCCAUACUAACCAGUUUCUCCGAUAGGGUUGAAACAUCGAUACUUGUCUUCCUUUUUUAUUGAAAAAGCCUUUUAAAUCAACCAUAUCUGGGUUACAUCGUAAUGGGACCAGUUAAAGAAUGACAUAGAAAGGCAAUAUUUUGCUGUCAUUUUGUACUGAAUGGACAUUCCGACCACUGUAAAUGCAUGAUAAUUGAAUAUACGUUCUCCACUCAAGGAAUACACAUUAUUAAAAAAAAGAACACCUGUUAAAAUCUUGCUAACAUAUCUUGAAACUAGCCUGAAUUGUUCUAGACUUGAGUAAAAUGUGGCUGGGUUUUAAGAUUUUAGAAUGAAUUGUGCCAAUAGCUUAGAAACAAUGAAUAGUAUUUAAAUUUCAUAAAUAUUUAUUACAAUAAUCACUUUGAAAUAUAUAUAUCUCAUAAUGCUCAGUCUUAAACAUAGAGUCAAUCGGGGCUAAUAUGAAACAGAAAUUAUUAGGUAAUUAGUCGUUUUAUAGCUCUUUAAUGUUGCAAUUUAUUCAUUUAAAAUGCUUUUAAGUACCGAAAAGCUUUUAGAUGGUUAUAUCAAACUGUUUAAUUUUUGAGCAUAAGCGUAAUCCUGAUGGUGUAAUUUAGAGAAUUUAGUAAUUUUAGAAAACUGCAUUUCAUGAAAUGCUUAUUUUCAUUUAGUCUAAAUGGUUUUUGUUGUAUGAUAGAAUUGCUUCAAUGAGUAUUAAUUUCAU